Nerophis lumbriciformis (worm pipefish) is the source of this 5607-nucleotide messenger RNA. It is a transcript of the gene parga, whose product is annotated as poly (ADP-ribose) glycohydrolase a. Gene Ontology annotation, biological process: regulation of DNA repair; ATP generation from poly-ADP-D-ribose; nucleotide-sugar metabolic process. Gene Ontology annotation, molecular function: poly(ADP-ribose) glycohydrolase activity. NCBI's taxonomy places the organism in Eukaryota, Metazoa, Chordata, Actinopteri, Syngnathiformes, Syngnathidae. The record is from RefSeq and is a predicted model, not a curated record. Gene Ontology annotation, cellular component: cytoplasm; nucleus.
UCACAACGACAUGUCAAUAAAGCAGGAAAGCGGACGAUAACGUUUCUAAUGUUAAGUCACGUUCAAAAUGGCGUUAUUUAGUUACAUUUGUAAUGAAUAAAUAUGUGUAAAUAUGAGGUUUAUCAACCCCUGGCGGACUUGAAUGUUAUGUCAACUUGUAUUGUUUGACUCCUCAAACAUGGAUAAAGAAAUGGAUUCUCAGAGGAGUGUGACUGGUGAUAGCCAAGCUGAAGUUGAGCUCUUCUGUCCAACCCCUGAGCAAGAUGGAGAUUGUUUUCAAAGCGAAGACAUGGCCUCCUCUCAGGCUUUAAUGGACUCUUUGAGUGACUCUGGGCUUUCUAGCAUAAGAAGUAGCCCGGCUCCAACGCAAUGUUCUAACGGACAGAAAUCCAAGAGACCUACUUCCUCACACAGUCCUCAACCUGUGAAAACCACCGGUGUUGUCGCACACUCUCACGAUCCCGCCUGCUGCCUCAGUCCAAAGAAGGGCGUGGGUCCCUCCAAAGACGUGGAGAUGCCAAGUCCCGGCAGCCCCGUUGGUAAGACGCCGCUCGUCAGCAACUCUGCAAACAACCACGGAGAUGGCGCCAAUGCUGUUGUGGAAGAGUGUUUGGUGAGAGUUUGUUCUGAUGCUGGAGGUCUGGCCAACAUGAGGGCUCAGCGGGUUUCCAUGGGAACUGGUGAUGCCGGGACGGCAGAUGGUAGCGACACAUCCGAUAUGAGUCAGGAUUUGAUUAUCAACCAGUCGACAUCUGAAAGGGUUUCAUCCCCUGCCUGUGACCAGAUUAGAGAAUGGCUUGGGACACCCAUAGAUGAGCUGAACAGGAUGCCCCAGUGUGCCCCACCGCUGUCCCACCUGAAAGCAGUGCCUAACCACACCGUUACAGUCAGGACAGAUCUACUCAGCGAGGGAGAGGUGCCUGUCCCCUACCCCGGCAAGUUCAAGGACGCGUGGGACGACGUGUCCGUGAAGAUGCCUUGCUCUGAGAAGAAUCUGUUUCCGAUGGACACGGAGGAUGGAGGUGGCGUUCAGAGUCGGUGGGAGUUAAUCCACUCCACCUUGCAAGGAGGGUUCAAAAGUUCCCUGGAUGUGAGGGAUGCUAUACUGAGGUAUAACACGGCACAUACCAAGAAAUGGGACUUCACCGCUCUCAACCUUCUUUGCACUGAGUGUCUGGAGCAUUGUGAAGUUCAACACCUGUACGAGGUCGUACUGCCUUCCGUUGUCAAGAUGGCGCUCAGUGCUCCUCGUCUCUGCACUAUGCCAAUCCCUCUGCUGAAGUCACGGAUGAACCAUUCCCUAACCAUGUCUCAGGAGCAAAUUGCCUGUCUUCUGGCCAACGCCUUCUUCUGCACAUUCCCCAGACGCAAUUCCCGCAAGUCCGAGUACUGCAACUACCCUGAGAUCAACUUUUACAGGCUAUUUGAAGGCUCCUCACCAAGAAAAAUAGAAAAGUUGAAAACACUCAUGUGCUACUUCAGGAGAAUUACACAAUCCAGGCCAAAGGGUCUUGUGACGUUCACAAGACAGUCAGUGAACAAUCUGCCAACCUGGGAAAACUGCCAGACUCAGCUGACACGCUUACAUAUCACUUGUGAAGGCACCAUUGAGGAUGAUGGUUAUGGGAUGCUUCAGGUGGACUUUGCAAACAGAUUUGUAGGUGGCGGAGUCACAGGACAUGGUCUCGUCCAAGAGGAGAUCAGGUUCAUCAUCAACCCGGAACUCAUCGUCUCUCGUCUCUUCACCGAAGCGCUGGAGCACAAUGAAUGCCUCAUCAUUACAGGGGCUGAACAGUACAGUAAAUACUCAGGCUAUGCUGAGACCUACAAAUGGGACGAGAGCUACAAAGAUGAGACUCCCAGGGAUGACUGGCAGAGACGAUGCACGGAGAUCGUGGCCAUUGAUGCUUUAAAAUACAAACACUUCUUGGAACAGUUUCUCCCAGAAAAGAUGAACAGAGAGCUCAACAAGGCAUACUGUGGAUUUUUCCGGAACAUCGCCAACAGAAAGCAUCUUUCUGCCGUAGCCACUGGCAACUGGGGCUGUGGUGCUUUCGGUGGAGACACACGGCUCAAAGCGCUGAUUCAGCUGAUGGCUGCUGCAGAAGCUGGCAGGGACGUGGCGUACUUCACAUUUGGCGACGCUCAUCUCAUGCGAGAUGUUCACGACAUGCACACUUUCCUGACGGAGAGACAAGUCACUGUGGGGAGGCUGUACAGUCUUUUGAACCAGUACUCCAAUUUGGUUUGCAAGAACUGCCGCACGACGAGACCUGACGUCAGUCUCUACGCUUUCAUCUACCAGAGGGUCUGUUCCCCUGCAACCGCCGAUGCCUUGGACUCUGCUAAGGAUUCUGGGAUGUCCCCUGUAACAUCAGACUCUCAUUAAAAGAAAAGGAGGAUGGACAUCUUAUCAUCUACUUUGAUAAGACUCCAGGUUCGCAAGCCUCAGUCGUGUACUUACAAUCACUCUUACACUCACGCCCUUCUAGGGUGCGUUCACACUUGCUAUGUUUGGUUAGAGAAAACUCUGUGUUGCUUUUACUCUGCCAGUAUAUUUAGUCAAGUCAAGUGUGAUACAAAGAGAUGGAUUAGUCAAGUGUGAUACGAAGAGAUAGAUUUCAGUGAACUCGUUUGAAGAGAGCUCCAUUGUAAACGUUACAGGGACAGAGAGCAUGCAGAAAUGACAAACUAAUCUAAGACCAAAGCCUCUCUGCUCUGUUGUCUCUCAACAUAUGUGACAAUAACACUCUAGAAAAGUAUAUUCUAAAAGCUUUUUGUGAGUAUUUAUCCUAGGAACAGCAUUUUGGGUUAAAAUGCUUGAGUCACACCUAAGGCUGCAACAAUUAAUUGAAACAAACUUCGAUUUAUAUUCUGUUGUUUCGAUUAAUUGUUUAGUGAGUGUAACUAAUAAAAAUCAAUCAAAUCCGGACCAAAUGGAAUGCCCGGAACUUUAAAUAAGCGGACAUUAGUUUCUAUACGACCGCUGCAAUAGAGCGCACAUGAGAGCGGUGGCAAGGGUGGCGUGAUCUAUGUGGAUGGAGGCAAACAGCUUUUUUUCUUACCAACACCUGUAAGAAGUGCAAUUUCAAUGUUGUUGAUGUGCACUUAUUAUAAAAUAAAGAAUGAAGGCUAUGGUAAGCAGAAAAAUGUUUAUUUCAACAAUUUUCUUUAAAAUAAGCAUUGAGGCUAUUGAGUGGGUUUUAUCUGAUUACUUGAAUAAUCAAACAAACUAAACAAUAGAUUACUCAGUGGUGGGCCGUCAGGGCCAGCUAGGCCUUCUCUGCUGGCCUAACCUAACCAGAAAUCAUGAUCAUAAUUAAAGAUAAAUGUAUAUUUUUAUUUACUUUCCCUAAAUAUCUAAAUUAGGGCUGCAACAACUAAUCGAUUAAAUCGAUUAUAGAAAUAGUUGGCGAUUAAUUUAGUCAUCGAUUCGUUGGAUCUAUGCUAUGUGCAUGCGCAGAGGCAAUUUUUUAAUUUCUUUUUAAUUUUUAAUUUAAAUUUUUUUUUUUUUUUUAAACCUUUAUUUAUAAACUGCAACAUGUACAAACAGCUGAGAAACAAUAAUCAAAAUAAGUAUUGUGCCAGUAUGCUGGGUUUUUUUCAAUAAAAUACUGGAAAGGAUAGAAAUGUAGUUUGUCUCUUGUAUCCGAUUAUUAAUCGAUUAAUCGUACAAACAGCUGAGAAACAAUAAUCAAAAUAAGUAUGGUGCCAGUAUGCUGUUUUUUUUUUCAAUAAAAUACUGGAAAGGAUAGAAAUGUAGUUUGUCUCUUUUAUCCGAUUAUUAAUCGAUUAAUCGAAGUAAUAAUCGACAGAUUAAUCGAUUAUCAAAUUAAUCGUUAGUUGCAGCUCUAAUCUAAAUAUAUUCAUAUUCUCUUCAUGUCAUAUUAUGCUCCUUCCAAUGCUGUUGUUUUUAAGUUAGAGAUUUUGUCCAAUCAGAAUUCAGCUCGCUUAUGUUGCCAUGCUGUACGAAAUCUGCCUUUCAGAAUCAACAUUGCGGGCACAGUUGAUAGACAGUUGCGAUGGCCAAUCAGAUCACAAGUUGUUGUCAGUAAGGCCUUCUCGAUGGCCUUACGUUAAACGUGACAUUUACACGUCCUGUGAUUGGAUACUCACAAGGGGACCGUUAGCGGUUGAGUUUGAGAACACAUAGAGUUGAUAAGACAGUUGCGAUAGCCAAUCAGAUCACAAGUUGUUGACAGUAGCCUAUCUAGGUACCCUGAUAACGAGACUGUGAUUGGAUACACACUUGUCAUUCCAAAGUGAAUAUCCAUUCACAAGUUGCAACUUAGCAGGAAGUCUUGACCCACAAAGAAGGGGAACAAAAUGUUGGUUAGAUGGCAGAUAUAUAUUUGCCAGGCCAUUUUCAAGAAGGAUAUUUAAAGAGAAACUACAUCUUGUGAGACCAUGUCGGCGAUGAAAUGGGAAAAUGCCCACCAUUUCCACUCGAAUCAACCGACUACGAGGAGUACCACUGGCUUAUACGGCGUUGAAUGGAUGCUACAAAUUGUGAGUUCAAAUAUUUUAUUUCUUUAUUUUUUCACGUUUAAUAUGUUUUUUGCAAUUUUAAUUUUGACAGUACCUCCAUAAGGUAUGUUUUAACUGCUGGUGCGGGUUUAUUGAUUUUUAAAUGCGCCAGAAAAUAACCAGUUUUGUACACUGUUGAUGUCUUUCAAUACUCAGUAGUGCGUAAAUGUGUUUCUGUAAAGUAUUUCUCCAGCAAUGGUCAUGUGGUGACAUAAAUGAUAAUAUUUUGAGAGGUAAUCAUUGAAGUCGGACAUCACUGAAGGCCUAGGUGGGAAACGCACGGCCCGCCACUGAGAUUACUCGAUUACUAAACUAAUCGAUAGCAGCAGGCUAAUAUGACACAAAAGCUGCCCAAUCAAGUCCUUACUUUAUGUGGGUUCUUUACUGUGCAGCCAAUGGUCCAAAGACAAAAAUACAAAGCGAAAAUGCUCACCGUCUGUUUCACUAUUUUUUUAAAUUGGUUUAAUCACACUUAAAGGGGAACAUUAUCACAAUUUCAGAAGGGUUAAAACCAUUAAAAAUCAGUUCCCAGUGGCUUAUUUUAUUUUUCAAAAUGUUACCCAUCACACAAUAUCCCUAAAAAAAGCUUCAAAGUGCCUGAUUUUAACCAUCGUUAUAUACACCCUUCCAUUUUCCUGUGAUGUCACACAAUGAUGCCAAUAUAAACAAACAGCAAGGUAUAGCGACAAUAGCUCGGAUUCAGACUCGGAUUUCAGCGGCUUAACACUGUCUGAUAAGAUAAUUAGUAACAACUAUGAACUAGGUUUACAGCAUAUGAAAUACAUUUGGCAACAACAUGCACUUUGAGAGUGCAGACAGCCCAUUUCAGGCGCGCUAAGAACAUAUAUUUUUCCACGAUUUCAGCACUCAGGUUAACCAUACCUAAAUAGACACAAAAUACUGCAUUACACAAGACUACCCGAAUGUACUCGAAUGAUUGAAAAAAUAAAUGUUUUUAAGCUAAAUUAUUUGUAAACACAGUUUAUGUAUAAUAAUUUACGUAAAACCGCGAGUAAUGAAUAAAGUUUUCAUCAAUCAAUAUAUUCUGUAGACAUACCCUCAUCCGCUCUCUUUUCCUGA